Messenger RNA from Darwinula stevensoni, 725 nucleotides. The record is from the annotation of a GenBank genome assembly. Lineage: Eukaryota; Metazoa; Arthropoda; Ostracoda; Podocopida; Darwinulidae.
AUGAUCGUCACAAUUACCGAAGCGGAAUAUUUUGAGAUCCUGGAUCGGAAUGGAGUCGUAGAGUGGGACUCAGCUUCUCUUUCGACGACGAUCUUCGUGCCAGAGGAUGACCUCGGGCUGGGCGAAUCUUGCGAUCCGAUACUACAGAAUUGCGUGACGGAGAAUGCAGAGUGCGUCGGGGAUCCAGGUUCUGCGACGUGCCAAUGCAUGGAAGGAUUCUUGCAGGAAGGAGAAAACUGUGAGGCGUGGAACCCGGGGCUGGGCGAGCCGUGCCACCCCGAACUCGCGCCGUGCACUGCCGAAAAUGCCGAAUGCGUCGGGGAACCCGGUUCGCAGACGUGCCAAUGCGAGGAGGGGCUCGUCCAAGACGGGGAAAUCUGCAGGAUGCCGUUCCUGGGGGAAGAAUGCGACCCGGGCCUGGAGUGUGCGGCCGAGAACUCCGACUGCUUGGAACACGCCGGGGUCUGGACCUGCCAGUGCUCGAUGGGCUUCGUGCAGGAGCAGGCCGAUUGCAAAAUACCAGCCGGAGGGGAUUGUGCAGACUCGACCGAGUGCGUGAGUAACGCCGAAUGCACGUCGGACGGGAACGGUGAAACGUGCAUGUGCCAGCCGGGAUUCCAGGAAUUAUUCGGAUUUUGCACCGAGGCAAAAUCGCGCCGUUCCACUGCUUCAAAUUGCCCCGAAUUCAAGGAAUAAAUCAUUCCUUGUUCGUUCGAAACUCGGGC